GGUCGAGUUCCAGUCAUUCCAGCCCAUCUGGCCUUUCGGUCCCGCUCGACGCUCAACACCUGACUUCUCAUUCCAGUCGUCCCAAUUCGACGCAGCCUCGAGCGGUGUCAGGCGGCCAGUUGCCCGUGCAGAUGCGUCAGUCCAUCGACGUUGACCAGGUGAACGCGAGUGGGGUGUAUGCUGGCAACAUGCCGUCGGCCGGGAACGAUUCGUUUUCGAUGUAUCGCACCGAGUCUCCCGACAACUAUGGCACCAGCUCGAUACCGGCACCGUUCUCAUCUGAGCCUAUAUACGGCAAGUCGAACUCUCUCGAUCACAACCACGCGCUGUAUAACUUGGGGAUGAGUGGUGCGCCACAUAAUGCGUACAACCCCCCGGCGGCGGUCGACUCGAGCUCGUUUUCGGCUCCGCUCGCCACUCAUCAUCUUACCUAUUAAAUUUCGAUCCUUGCUAUCCACCAUCCUCGAAAAUAAUCUAUCCAAUUUGUUACCUGCAAUUCAAACUCGCUAUCGUAUCCGUGCAUUAAUCACCUCUCCCACGUCCUUUGCUACCCAUGGGGUGCGGACGCUAUUGUAUCAAUUUGUAUCAAAUCCAUCGUAUUCGCUGUUGGUUGCCAUCAUCGUAUCGGUAUGCUUCGUGUUCAUAAUAAGCCUGUUUUGUCGCUUUUCCUUUCUCUCUCUCUAUUUUGGCGUGUUCAACGCCGCUCAUGGAUGCGCGAGCGCAUCCUCUCUUUAUCUAUCGCUUCGUUCUAAGCUACCUUUAGUUCUAAUAUUUCUAUCAUCUUUUUCUUUUUUUCUUGCAGUCCUAAUGACCGUAGCUC
Serpula lacrymans var. lacrymans S7.9 is the source of this 820-nucleotide messenger RNA. RefSeq lists its product as uncharacterized. The record is from RefSeq and is a predicted model, not a curated record. Lineage: Eukaryota; Fungi; Basidiomycota; Agaricomycetes; Boletales; Serpulaceae. The transcript has a single exon. The annotation marks the transcript as partial.